Molecule: messenger RNA, 2323 nt
Organism: Oncorhynchus nerka (sockeye salmon)
Lineage: Eukaryota; Metazoa; Chordata; Actinopteri; Salmoniformes; Salmonidae
Product: putative nuclease HARBI1
Exons: 11
Coding region: 1092-1958 (288 amino acids)
Source: RefSeq, a predicted model, not a curated record
GGGCCUGUUGCACAAAAGUAGAAUUAAGACAUCCGGGAUAAAUGACUCAGCUGAGCUCAAUGAAGCCAAAACAUGUGUGUCCAGGCUUAAUUGGUUGCACAAAGACCAAGCCAGGAUGAGCAGACACGGAUUCAUUAAGCCAGGUGAAACCAAUCCUGGAUAGGUGCGCGCUCACGGCUCACUCAAAUAGACCCCGCCACAGAUCACAGAUUAACUGAUUUACCAUGGCAACUAGAGCCGCGUACUUUUCCCCGUCGGAAGCACAAAUCCUCAUGGAGGCAUACGAGGAGGUAAAAUAUAUAAUUAAGAAGAAAGGCAACACCGCCACAGUGAUAAAGCAAAGAGAAAAAGCGUGGCAAAGUAUUGCAGACCGCCUGAAUGCAUUAAACAUGAACGGGCCAAAACGGACAUGGCAGCAGGUCAAAAUCAAAUAAAAGAACAUUCUGCAGAAUGGUAUGGUCCCUGACUAAUAUUUAACAAAGCACAAGCAUAUAUUGUACCCAGAAGGUGCCUGCUCACACAUUGUCUGUACUGUUUUAGCAGUGAAAAAGAAUACCCACAGACAAGGCACGGGUGGUGGGUCACCAAAGGCUGACCUUACCCCAGCAGAGGACAUGGCCUUGGAGCUAAAUAAAGGCAGGCCCGUCUUAGAGGGGAUCCCUGGGGGAAAGAGACGAGCAUAGGUUCCUCCCAAGAUGCCACCCGCUUCAUUCAAGUGCCUGGCAGCACUGUGUUCCUGUUAGAGCCACCAGCACAAGCACCAGACGAUGCUGAUCCAGGUGAAGGCCCCAGUGCAGCAGCAACAGCACAUGAUGGAGACGAUGAUGAGGAGGAGACCAUCUCUCUGGAUUCCAGAAGGCAUGAGGACCCAGAUGCUAUACAGUGGGAAAACCAGCCUGGCAACAUAAGCUCACAAGCUAUCAGAAAGUUGUAUGGCAACCACCUCCGGCGCCAAAUAGAACUGGCAGACAUAGACAUUCAGUACAAGAAGAAAAAGAUGGAAAAUCUUGCACUGGAGUCCGAAAUAAAAAAGAGGACAAUUAGGAAACUGGACCUUGAAAUAAAAAAACUUGAGAGGGAGCUCCAAGAAGAUGACACAGCUCAAAAUAAAAAUUAGCAAUCAGUACAACCAAGUCAUCGUUAUAAGGCAUCGCCCUCUUUUUGCCCCCCCCCAGCACCAGGUGUGGCCACUAGCCUAUAUGAAGGCCCAAAAUUGUGUGUUCCUUUCUGCUCUGACAAUGGCAUGCCCAUUCGUGCGAGAUGUGGUGGAUGAAGAAGCACUUGUGCUGAGGAGAGCCUUCAGGCGAGAAAGGGUCUUCAGGGACCGGUUGGACCCACUGGCCUUCCCUGAUGACCAUCUAUAUGAAAGAUACAGGUUUUCUGCAGAUGGCAUCAGGUAUCUAUGCAGACUACUGGGUCCCAGGAUUAAGCACCGCACUGCACGGAGCCAUGCACUGAGUGUGGAGCAAAUGGUUUGUGUGGCCUUGCGCUUUUUUGCUAGUGGAGCCUUCCUGUACUCAGUGGGGGAUGCAGAACAGCUGAACAAGGCCACAAUUUGCCGCACAAUAAGGAGUGUGUGUCUGGCUAUCAAAGCAUUAGCAGAUGUCUUCAUCUCCUUCCCUGGCCACAGAAGACUCUGUGACAUCAAAGAGGAGUUCUAUAGGAUUGCAGGUUUCCCCAAUGUCAUUGGUGCAGUGGACUGCACACACAUAAGGAUAAAAGCCCCCUCAGGUGCCCAUGAGGCCGAUUUUGUGAAUAGGAAAUCCUUUCACAGCAUUAAUGUUCAGAUGGUCUGCAAUGCUGACUGUGUGAUCAGCAAUGUUGUGGCAAAAUGGCCUGGCUCAGUCCAUGACUCCAGAAUCUUUCGGGCCUCUGAAAUCUAUCAGUGCCUAUCACAAGGUGAAUUCUCUGGUGUGUUGCUGGGAGACAGGGGUAUGGCUGCCAGCCUUUUCUCCUGACACCUUUCACAGACCCCCAGGAAGCACAGCAGGCCUACAACCAUGCCCAUGCCAGGACCAGGGCCAGAGUUGAAAUGACCUUUGGCCUCCUGAAGGCACGCUUUCACUGCCUUCACAAAUUAAGGGUCAGCCCUGUUAGGGCAUGUGAUAUUACUGUGGCUUGUGCUGUCCUCCACAAUGUGGCCUGCCUGAGGAAGGAGAGGGCCCCCAGAGUGCCACCAGCCAUGGACUGGGACAAUCCGGCAAUCUUCCCUGAUGACGACAGUGGUCGGCUGCUGAGGGACCAAUAUGUGUUGAAUUAUUUUAGUUAGUAUGUGUGCUUUCAAUUUUGGUUAAAUAUGUCCUGCGGUGGCAGAGGAAUUUGU